AUGGAGGUCUCCCUGGGAAUCUUCCAGCGCACCCUCAAGCUGCAGGUGGUGACCGCUACGUCACGUCCAAGAGAAGAGGCCACUGAUGGACCCCAAGAGGAGGACUCACCCCCAGGAAGCCUGCCAACAAAACCACCCCCAGGCCCUGUUCCCUACCUUGGCACAUUCCUCACGGACCUGGUUAUGCUGGACACAGCCCUGCCGGACAUGUUGGAGGGGGAUCUCAUCAACUUUGAGAAGAGGAGGAAGGAGUGGGAGAUUCUUGCCCGCAUCCAGCAGCUGCAGAGGCGCUGUCAGAGCUACAGCCUGAGCCCCCGGCCGCCCAUCCUGGCCGCCCUGCGUGCCCAGCGUCAGCUCAGCGAGGAGCAGAGCUACCGAGUCUCCCGUGUCAUCGAGCCACCGGCUGCCUCCUGCCCCAGCUCCCCACGGCUCCGGCGGCACAUCAGCCUCACCAAGCGCCUCAGCGUGAAGCUGGCCCGAGAGAAAAGUUCAUUCUCUGAUGGGAGUCCUGGGGAUCCCUCUUCACCCACCUCCAGUCUGUCCCCAGGGUCCCCUCCAUCCAGUCCUACAGCCAGGGACCCUCCUCCUGGCUGUCCCCCGAACUCCCCAGGGCCCCAGGGCCCCAGCACCAAGCUGCCCCUGAGUCCGGACCUGCCAGGCUCCCAGCCCCUGGCCUUGCCCUUGGGCAGCCCUCGCAUGCCUCUCCUGGGGCAGCAGAGCUCAGAGGCCCGCAUCAUCCGCAUCAGUAUCAACAACGACCAUGGGAACCUGUAUCGGAGCAUCUUGCUUACUAGUCAGGACAAAGCCCCCAGUGUGGUGCGGAGAGCCUUGCAGAAACACAAUGUCCCCCAGCCCUGGGACCGGGACUACCAGCUCUUCCAAGUCCUUCCUGGGGACAGGGAGCUCCUGAUUCCUGACAAUGCCAAUGUCUUCUAUGCAAUGAGUCCAGCUGCCCCCGGAGACUUCGUGCUGCGACGGAAGGAAGGGACCCAGCACAUGCCCUCUCUGUAUUCGACCUGAGGCAGGCCUCUCCUCCCCCUGGGACACAGGCCCCAUGGGAAGCUAAAGACCAGGAUUCUAUCACCAUGAGGAUGGUGGAUCUUUCUCCUGGACAGCCUCCAUC
Molecule: messenger RNA, 1123 nt
Organism: Galeopterus variegatus (Sunda flying lemur)
Lineage: Eukaryota; Metazoa; Chordata; Mammalia; Dermoptera; Cynocephalidae
Product: ral guanine nucleotide dissociation stimulator-like 3
Exons: 12
Coding region: 1-1020 (339 amino acids)
Biological process (GO): positive regulation of GTPase activity; Ras protein signal transduction
Cellular component (GO): plasma membrane
Molecular function (GO): guanyl-nucleotide exchange factor activity
Source: RefSeq, a predicted model, not a curated record